GGAGCAUACAAAAAGGUGGAGGGUCACCCAGUUGAGUGAAAGUUUCCUUUCUUGAAGCAUUCUUUUGCAACCGUCCACUCCUCUUUCAACCCAAGCCGAGCGUAAUCGUUCGCUUUCUACAUCAACAUGGGUAAAGGUGUCAAGGGUGCUGCCUCUGGAGAGCAGCAUGAGAACAUUGAGAUGUUCGACCCCGCUCAGCAGGGAAGCUACAUGGAUCGUCGCGAGAUGACAAAGGACCAAAUGGAAGACGCAGUUCGUGCUGGCAGUGUUCCUCACGUCAACACCAGCGAGGCUGUCGAUAUUGCAAAGAACGGCGGCUGGGAAGUCGAUGCUCUGAUGACCGAAAUGCAGAAGGAGAUCGACGCUCAAGGUGGUGACAACAAUGGCCACUUCGACCUCGAGUUCGCCAACCCCAAGUACUUCACAUACCUCAUUGUUGCCUUUGCCUCGAUGGGUGGUAUGCUUUCUGGUCUCGAUCAAUCGCUUAUCUCUGGUGCCAACCUCUUCCUUCCUGGAGAUCUUGGACUCAACGACCGUCAGAACAGUUUGGUCAACUCUGGUAUGUCUCUUGGUGCCGUCGGUGGUGCCAUCAUCUUGUCUCCUGCCAACGAGUACCUCGGACGUCGCUGGGCUAUUAUCCUCUCUUGUAUUCUCUACACCAUUGGUGGUGCUCUCGAAGCUGCUGCCAUGAACUACGGCAUGAUCAUCGCUGCUCGCGUUAUUCUCGGAUUCGGUGUCGGUCUCGAGGGUGGUACUGUGCCAGUCUACGUCGCCGAAACUGUAGAGAGAAGAUACCGUGGUAACAUGGUCUCCCUCUACCAGUUCAACAUCGCUCUGGGUGAAGUCCUUGGUUACGCCGUUGCCGCCAUGUUCGUAACUGUUCCUGGAAACUGGCGCUACAUUCUCGGUUCCUCGCUACUCUUCUCUACCAUCAUGGGUAUUGGUAUGCUUUAUAUGCCAGAGUCUCCUAGAUUCCUCAUGCAUAAGGGCAAGCCUGUGGAAGCCUUCAAAGUCUGGAAGCGCAUUCGUGGCAUUGAACAGCUGGAUUCUCGUGAGGAGUUCUACGUCAUGAAGAUGUCUCAGGAGCAGGAAGAUCAGGAGGUCGCUGCCGGUCGUGGCAACGCAAAGUACCCCUGGAUGGACCUGUUCACCGAGCCUCGUGCACGUCGCGCCUUCGUUUACGCCAACGUCAUGAUCUUCUUGGGUCAGUUCACCGGUAUCAACGCCAUCACCUACUUCAUGAGUACUCUGAUGCAGAACCUCGGUUUCGACAAGUACCAGUCCAACUACAUGUCGUUAGUUGGUGGUGGCUCGCUUCUCAUCGGUACCAUCCCUGCUGUCCUCUACAUGGAGAGAUGUGGUCGUCGCUUCUGGGCUUGUGCUACUCUCCCCGUCUUCUUCGUUGGUUUGAUCAUCGCAGGUGCUUCCCAGUACGCUGGUGGCCAGAACGCACAGAUGGGUGUCUACCUUACUGGUCUCGUCAUCUACGAAAUUUUCUUCGGAACCUACGCCUGUUUGACUUGGGUCAUUCCCGCUGAGUCUUACCCCACCUAUCUACGCUCCUAUGGAAUGACCACCAGUGACGGCUGGCUGUUUUUGUCGUCCUUCAUCGUCACCUACAACUUCACUGGCAUGUCGAAGGCCUUCACCAACAUUGGUCUCACCGCAGGCUUUUACGGCGGUAUUGCCUUCGUCGGCUGGUUCUACCAACUGUUCUUCAUGCCCGAGACCAAGGACAAGACCCUCGAGGAGAUCGACCUCAUCUUCUCUCAGCCCACCAGCAAGCUCGUCGCUCAGAACUGGAAGAACGUCAAGGAGACCACCAACGAUCUCCUCCGUUUCAGAUUUAAGAAGGUCUUCAUCGAUGCACACAACGCCCCUGCUGUCGACUUCUCGCAAGGAAAGCACGAGGUCGGUCACCAGGCAUGAGCUGUCCACGAUCACAUGGAUCAGGGCUGGAUUACCUGAGCCGUGGACCUUCAUGAUAUGCCUGAAAUUAUCAGGAAGAUGGUUACUGGCAUCUGUGUGUUGCCAAAAGUGAGAUUGGUUCUUCUUGUAGAUACAUGACCAUAUAACAUGAGCUUACGAUUUCAAAUCACUUCUUGUCGACUCGUAUGUUUUCGGCC
Aureobasidium pullulans EXF-150 is the source of this 2126-nucleotide messenger RNA. RefSeq names its product putative sugar transporter. Gene Ontology annotation, cellular component: membrane. Lineage: Eukaryota; Fungi; Ascomycota; Dothideomycetes; Dothideales; Saccotheciaceae. The record is from RefSeq and is a predicted model, not a curated record. The transcript is spliced from 2 exons. Gene Ontology annotation, molecular function: myo-inositol:proton symporter activity. Bases 127 to 1929 code for a protein of 600 amino acids. Gene Ontology annotation, biological process: transmembrane transport.